Apis laboriosa (Himalayan honeybee) is the source of this 1177-nucleotide messenger RNA. Its product is annotated as F-box only protein 6-like. The coding region runs from base 194 to 1114 and encodes 306 amino acids. Gene Ontology annotation, molecular function: protein binding; ubiquitin protein ligase activity. The transcript has 3 exons. The record is from RefSeq and is a predicted model, not a curated record. Gene Ontology annotation, cellular component: SCF ubiquitin ligase complex; cytoplasm. Lineage: Eukaryota; Metazoa; Arthropoda; Insecta; Hymenoptera; Apidae. Gene Ontology annotation, biological process: glycoprotein catabolic process; SCF-dependent proteasomal ubiquitin-dependent protein catabolic process.
GUAUUGUAAAGAAGGUUAGAUUAGUUAAUAUUUGAAGAACAUUAUAAAAUUUUAUUAAAAAUUCUAUUUACACUAUUAAAUCUAAAAUAUUUUAAACAUCGAAACUACAAAUAAUAAAUGAAAAAUAUUUCAUUUAAAAAAUAAUAUUACCAAUUUGUAUAUUAUUUAUCAAAACAAUUAUUUGUAAAUAAAAAUGGGUCAGUUUCUUGACAGUAAUAGACACAUGACUACUAGCGUAAUGUUUGAUGAAAAAAGCGAAAACGGAUUAAUUGUUGGUGGCAAAUACUUACCAGAAGAAUUAUUAGCAGAAAUUUUUUGCUAUGUAGAUUAUAACUCUUUAUUAAAUUGUCAAUUGGUGUGUAAACUUUGGAAAAAUUUAAUUCAAACUUAUGUUUGGCGUAAAAAAGCAGAAAUUAUUUUCGGUCGAUCACUUCUUUUUGAUAAGGAGGUUUCUUGGCAUACAUAUUAUCUUAUGUGUAAAAAGAAACCUUUUGAAAGGAAUUUGAUAAAAAAUCAUUCUGGAGAAUACGGAACGCAAAAAUGGAAAAUUCUUGAUGAAGGUGGUGAUCGUUGGAAAGUAGAAAAUCCUCCAAUAGGAGUUUCACCUUUGCCAAAUAAUGAAGCUAUUUUUAAAGGAAAUCAAUUCUGUUUUGUUACUUCUUAUAGAAGAUGCACUAAAGCACAAGUAAUUGAUCUAGAAAUUGAAGGAUUGACAUCAUAUGUUUUAGACAAUUUACAACCUUUAAUAGUGGUAAGUGAAUGGUAUAGUUGUCGUUGGGAUUGUCCAGCUAUCUAUGAAUGUAAAAUCAAAUUAUUAGGAGAAGAUAAUAAAAUCAUUGACUCCUUUGAAUUCCAUGAUAGUAUUGAAGAAGAAAAACAAAAUGAAUGGCAUCAGAUAUUACAUGAAUUUAAGAACUAUGGACCUGGACUUAGAAGAAUUUGUUUUUGUCAUGGCGGUACUGAUAAAUUAUUUUGGGCAGGACAUUAUGGCAGUAAAAUGGCAGGUGCCUGUGUAUGUGUAAAAAUUCCCAUAGUUCAAUUUCGCAACAGUGAAGAAAUUAAUAUGUUAUCCAAUAAAAAUUAUAAUGCAAAACGUAUUUCUAAAAAAAAAUAAGCUAUAUUUUGAAAAUAUGAAAAAUAUUCACACAAGUAAAAAAUAUUUUGAAUAUAUUAUUUA